Molecule: messenger RNA, 1587 nt
Organism: Homarus americanus (American lobster)
Lineage: Eukaryota; Metazoa; Arthropoda; Malacostraca; Decapoda; Nephropidae
Product: transmembrane protein 177-like
Exons: 5
Coding region: 152-1246 (364 amino acids)
Source: RefSeq, a predicted model, not a curated record
ACAUAAUAUAAAAAUGAGGAAUAAGUACAUGGAAAAUUUUAAAGUAUAGUACGAGGUUACAAACUGUGGUGGUGGAUCAACAACAGCAGUCGACACAUCAAGCACACUGUGUCUCCGGUAUCUUGCUCGAUACUGUAUUUAUAUUUAUGAAAUGACAACCAAACAUGCUACGUCUUGGGUGUUAAGUGGAGCUGGCCGUAGAAUGUUCAGGGCCUUGGCUGUGGCAGGAGCAGGUGGCAGCUUCCUUGUGUAUUACCUCCCUAAUACUGUCUUUAUCAACAAAUAUAAAGAUGUCACCAGAUUAUAUAGAAAUGGUCUCCCAAUUCCAGUGAAAAAACAUGUGACCUCACUAAUUGAUGAGGUUAUGGAUGAUCUUGGCACGAGUCAACUGGAACGGAACCUAAUAUCCUUGUACACUGCCUAUGGCUUUGACAUUUUCCGUGCUGGGUCAACAAAGGUAUCGUCUGGAGGAAUUUUAGGCAUACCAGUCAACUUUGAAUACUCUACCAUUGAUGAAUUUGUCCACACAGGUAUAACUGUCAACAAUGAACCAGUUCCUUGGAGCACUCCAGAGGGAGAGUCACUAAAGCAGUCCCUUGUGCUCAGUAAAGAUGCCAAGAAGUUUGCUAUUGCCCGGGAGAUUACUAGUCUGUCCACACUUGAACCCUUUGCAAAUGGUGCAUUCACUGCUGCAAUAGUGGGCAUGGUUUACAUGAUGAGUUCUGGGGUUAAUGCUAGAUUUAACUUCUACGCAAAACCUCGUUCUUUAAGAGUGAUGUUAUACGGGCUAGUGUCGUUAUUUGGGUAUGCCUUCUGGAGUCUCGGUAAAGAUGUGUCUACUGUUCAGUACGAGGCAAGUGCUGAUAGAGCUGCAGCUGAUGUGGGUGAAAAAUAUGCUACUGGUGGGUUGGAGUAUUAUGAAAAAGUAUUGCAACGAAACGUUGCCUUGCGAUCUCUUAUGGGAACUGAAGGUGACAAGUUGUACACUGCUUAUGGUAAUGACCAGGUGUUAAUACGAACAAAACACAUCCCCUUUUCCCUGCGGAGAGCAUACCUCAAGACCCGAGUUGAGGAAUACAGAAAAAGCACUGAAGGAACCCCAUCAGUCAUUGUUGAGUCAGAGACAGAAAGCUGUUCUUCCGAUACAAGACAAGAGGAAGAAGACUGUUGUUGUAAGAAAGAUACUCAGACACAAGACACACAAGCACAGAGUUGUCUUCCUGCCACAGAACAGGUCAAUGCAUAGAUAAACAGUAAACAUGUAAAUAAUUAUUCUUUAAAUAUCAAAAUACCAUAUUUCUCAUAGCAGUGUUUUGUUUGCAAGAGAUAAUUGCAUCAGUGGUACAGAUAUCUAUGAGCAGUCAUUUAUUUGAAAUAAAAACAAUAUUAUACCAGCCAAAGAACUAGGAUCACAGUGUAUUAAAAGCUAACCAUAUUAAUCCCUCAGAACUUUAAGUUUUAUUGACCAUUAUUUAUAUUACAGUUUAUAGAUUAUCUGACCUGUUGUACCUGCCUUGCCUACAUUUAAUAUUUUACUGUACAUAAUUGUUUUUUUUAAUAAAGUCUCAUUCUGGGGUUAUUAUAAAA